UUCAAUGACAAAUCGUUAUCACCAGGUUCGGAGCUUUGCUUCCAAAGACUGAAGCAUUGAUAUGACACCAUCAAAGUGCGAUGGCAAUAAUUCGAAGAACGGCAUUCCAUCGCCUUUAUCAUGGAGAGAGGCCAGAACUCGCCUCAAAACAAGUCUUCAAGAAUACCUGAGAACGUCGAUUAACACGGUCCAUCCUUCCGAAACGAAUGCAAAUUAUAGGCUAUCGACUCCUUUCUUAAUUUCCCUUUGCUACAAAUGGGAUUUGGAUGUCGUAUUCUGUGCCGUUUGCAUUUCGGUAGCACUUUUGGUCGUUUCUGCAUUGACCUUCACCUCCCAUAUCAGCAGCAACGACAACGAUAACAACGGAGGAGAAAUCUCAUUUGCUCGGUCGCAAUUGGCAGGCGCGACUCUCAUUUUUUCGGCAUAUAUCUCUAACGUCUUGCUUGUUGUGCGAUAUCGAUACUCGGCCUCCCACGGAACGGAGAGCUUAAAACGAAGAAUGAUAUCCAAAUUUCUUGAGGAACUCAACGAAGAAGAAGAUMGAUGCGUUAUCAAUAAUGUCGCAACAAUAGAACACGAAAAUAAUGGCAUCGACUUGGUUGGGACAUCUCUGACUGAUGUAUAUCCUGUAUAUCGUUUGAAGAACAUUUGCGCAGAGAAGAACGCUUGUGAGGGAUCUUGGAGUCGGAUUCCCACUCUGUUGUUGGUAAAAGGAGACAGAAUAGCUUUACAAGUUGGUGAUAGUGUCCCAGCCGAAUGCAGGGUUCUAGAAGGGAAGAAAUCAWUGACCUUCUUUCAAGUGGGGCAAGAAAUCACGCUAGAGAGCUCUUCCGGUGAAAGUGUGAGCUCUCUCGUUGAGGAACUCAGCCGGGGACGAACGACUCUUCCCUCACACGAUUCCGAUGGAUUGCUGAGACUAUGCAACGAUGUACGCCUCUUUGAAGUACUCGAAACUCCGCUAGAAUCAUUCCUGCGAGAACCACAGCGUGAAUCCAAAAAGACUCAAAUUUCCAGGCAGCUCGAUUCAGUUCGAGGCGCACUGUCAUUAGUUGCAAUAUUCGUUUUUGUCUGGACGACUGCCAUACUUCUGGGGCGAUAUCACCAAUUUUCCUCUAAUCUUUCUUAUUUGUUGCCAUCGCCAUUUCUUGCUGCUAUAGCAGUCUUGCCAGUGAUCGGUCCUGGAUGCUUAAUAUUCAUUGAGGCGUUGGGAACAGCAAGGAUUUUAGCAGCCUACCAUCCAAUAGCUAGUCGCACGCGAAUGGAGAAUUCUUCAGACGCAGCAUCUGGUAGCGUCAACGUUGAUCUUCUCAUUUUUCGAUACUUUCUUGCGACUUUAUCGAAUCGAUUAUCAUUAAAGGAUCUUGGCGAAAAACUAUACAAAAUUUUCCAACCCAUAUUUUGUCGAACCAAACAGAGCAAACCAAGAAGCUGGAAUUCAUCCAUGGUUUGGGUGCCUCCAGCAUCACUGAAUUUGGUAGAAAAAUUGGGAGUAGCAACUGCCUUCACUCUGGUUGAUGACGAGUUGGUUUGCGAACCGCAAGCCAUACCUCAACAGCUGCUGAUUCCAUCGGGAAAAGGCUUGAAACUCCUUGAUUUGUGCCCUACCUAUGAAGAUGAAAGCGAGGACGAAAGUGAGGGAGAAGAUUCCUCAUCUGUGGAUUAUCGACGAAACAGGCAACGAUCGUUUGAUGUUGAAAUGAACUAUGAUUCGGACUCGGACUCGGAUGAUGGAAUGAUGAAAGAUCAUCACCGUGUCCCUUCCAACAAAAAAAUCCGGAGACGUUUACUACGUAAAACGUUUCGUGUCAGUGCACAACGAGCUCGGGAGGCAGAAGAAGAUGACUCGGAUUCGGAGCUUGCAGACCAUGAGGUACAGUUCGAAGACCCAGGAUGGUGGCAAUUUCUUCCGUCCCUUAAAUGCAUUGGUCUUGCUUGCCACCUAGUAGACGAGAAAAAUAAAUUGCCGGCAAGAAGAUCUGAAGCUUCGUUAUCCGAAAGCCUGAUUAGCCAUGAUUUGCAAUCAUGCAAGGCAGGACUUGCUCGCCUCGUGUGCAAAGAGCGAAAUAGUAUGCAGUUACGAUCACUUGCGCGAUGCAUUGGUUUUUCCACGAAGAAAAACAACUCUGGAAGCAGAGGAGAUAUAAGUCCCUUCUCUGAAAAACACCGUUUGCACAUAGUUGAUAUAGCAAGACUUAGGGAAAGGUUCAAAAUUGAUUCUCACGAAAGAGGAUCGGAGGAAUCUAGAUGGUGGGGCUUGCUCCGUGCUGAUUCUACCUCUGUAAUUGUACAAGACAGCCGCUACGGUGCAUAUCAACUUUUGACGGUGGGGGAUCCAAAGGUUGUUACUCGUAUGUGUCAUGAGGCCUGGCAGGGCGAAAAUUCCACAAUCCUCCCUUUAUCAUCUCAUGAUCGGUCAACUAUUUUGGAAACUAGUGAUAGUUGGAAGCUCUCAGACUUAGAUGUCGAGGCYUUUAGCUAUGCGCCGAUUCCGCAUACAUUUGAAUCUCGAUGUGCAGAAAAUAUGGAGUCAACAGUACGUACAUUUGCAAAACAGUCUACAUAGUUUCUCUGCACAGACGACAAAUUUGUUUUCGAGCUUGCUCACGUCUUCUUGAUUCUUUUUGACGAUUAGUUUUAUUUGAUGGACAAUGAUCCACGGAGUGAGGUGUUAUUGCCGUUCCAAAAAGAUAAAAAAGGGGCGUCAGCGGAAUGGACAAUGCUGCAGAACCAAAUAUUCCUGGGCAUUCUCGGAUCUAUCGUAAUUCCUAGAUCUGAAACUCAGGGAUUGUUGAGCACUUUGCAAGAUGCUGGAGUCAGAUUUGUGUACUUCUCACCCCGAAAUAUGAGACGACAAAAAGAGCUUGCAUCUCAAAUGGGAAUUGACGUCGCUUGGAACUGCGCAAUAUCAUUACGGACGCUUGUGCAGGGUGAAGACGACCCGCACAGAAUGGUAUCAAACUAUGCAGAUUGGGACGUCAAUGCUAAACUUCCUCAUGGUGUCGAUAGUGUUCGAAGACACCUAAAAGAUGUGGACAAUGUACCGCUUUUGGUCAGUCUAUUCACGGAUGCUACAAAAGAUACAACGGCAGAAAUGGUAAGAAAUUGAAUUGCAGUCAGCAAUCGACGACAAUGCCCUUCUUCUUUUUCAUCUGACCACCUUACAAUUGGUGUUGGGCCACAAUGCAUCUUCCUGAAGAUUGAUAUUUUCCAAGAAUAUAACGAUACAGUGAUAGCUGUGGGAGUAUCACACUUGCCAAGAAAUUCAAAAAUAUUCUCUACAUCUGAUCUUGCCAUUGGAGUUGAUAUGCUAAGCGAAUGU
This is a messenger RNA of Pseudo-nitzschia multistriata, 3319 nucleotides long. Lineage: Eukaryota; Bacillariophyta; Bacillariophyceae; Bacillariales; Bacillariaceae. The record is from the annotation of a GenBank genome assembly.